UUCUUAAUAAUUGCAUUGAACUGGCAUCAAUACAGAAAAAAAAAAAAGCCAAUUGAACGUAGCAGCUGUCGAAUGUCUAUAUAACUGUAAGGAAAGACAGACGUUUUAAGGAGCAAAGCAUAUGGGUACAAAUCCUCCUCCUUCUUCUUCGAAAGAGGGAUUCAAAAAAGGGGCUUGGACCGCCCACGAAGACAAAAUUCUCACAGAUUACAUUAGGAUUUAUGGUGAACGAAAAUGGAGCAACAUCUCCAAAAGAGCAGGUUUGAAGCGAAGUGGGAAGAGUUGCAGGCUUCGAUGGCUGAAUUAUCUGAGCCCUGACAUCAAGAGAGGAAACAUUACUCCUGAUGAAGAAGAUCUCAUUUUAAGACUCCACAAGCUUUUGGGGAACAGAUGGUCUCUGAUAGCAGGGAGACUACCGGGACGGACCGACACCAAAAUCAAGAAUUACUGGAACACAGUUUUGUCCAAGAAGGUGGAAGGGAAAGGACCAUCAAGAUAUUUAAGAAACAAGAAACCAUAUUACUCAAAACCACACAGAAAUUCUGUGAAUUCUGAAUCCGGAAAUGGAUCACCUGCCUUUUUGUUGUCAACCAACGAAGGAAUAUCUCCAGAGUUAACAAUGGAUUCCAAUGUCGAGAAGAAAAGUUUUCCAGAAAUUCCUUCCGCCGAUGACGGUAGCAUAACUGCUCUGCAACUGUCUUCUGUUCAUGCAUUCCUGUUGCCGGAGGAGAUGAUGGCCAGCCAGGGCAGCAGUGACGGUAUUCAAGCCGCAAUGGAUUCGGAGUUCGAAUUUUUGGCUGAUUUGCUUGCAUCAGUGGAAGAAUGGAUGGCGUGAAAAUGGUUAAUGGAAGAAUAUCAGUAUCCUUAUGCAUACUGAGCAACCCCACGGAAUAAGUGCUUAGUGAAUCUGUAUGUGACAUGCUUUUAUGUUUACUAUAUUUCAAAAGAGUUCUUGUUUUGCAAUACCGUCAUUGUGUACCAAAAACAUUUGAGGAGCUUGUAUAGAACUAAAGGAAUGUGAUCAAA
Messenger RNA from Rubroshorea leprosula, 1026 nucleotides. Lineage: Eukaryota; Viridiplantae; Streptophyta; Magnoliopsida; Malvales; Dipterocarpaceae. The record is from the annotation of a GenBank genome assembly.